AUGGAUAAUAAUAUAAUAUUCUCUAUGGAAAAUAAUGAUAAUUUUUUUAAUUCUAAUAUUAUUAGAGAAACUUUAAAUAAUUCCUUAAGAUCCAAGUAUAUUCUUUAUUAUGUUCAAUAUAUAAAUGAUAGAAUAUCUGAAAAAUUAAAUAAGGACAAAAGUUGGAAUAUGAUAUUACUUCCAAGAAAUAUAAAUAAAUUACAAUUAGAUUUAGAAUAUAUAAAGAAACUCUUACCACUUGAUAAGCUAUGUCGUUGUCAAAUAUCUAUGGAUUGUACAUGUAAAUUUAUGUUCAGAUAUAAGGAUAAUGAUCCAAAUAAAAUAUAUAAAUGGGUAUGGCAUGAUUUAACCGAAGAUUCUAGCUUUGUAAAAUUUGAUGGAGAUUUUAUAGAAUUAAAAGUACUUGUAUUAAGUAAUUAUAAAGUUUUAAAUGGUUUAGCUAAUAAUAAUUUGGUUUUUAACAGUAAUAGAGAAUACCAAGAUGAAUUAAUAUUAGAAUAUAAUAUCCAAGAUCAGAAAUUAAUAGAUAAAAAUGAAAAAUUGGAUAAUUUCAUAACUACAGGACUGAAUUCAUUAUAUACAUCAACAAUUUAUAAUAUAGAUAAUUUACUUCAUAAUGGUGAAUUUGAUCAUUGCAAUAAAAAGCAUAUAUUAAAUAGUAUAGAUUUAAAUAUUCAGAAAGAUGAAGAUAGUAUAGAAGAGUAUUCAAUAGAGAUAGAUAAGUGGUGUAAGAAAUCUGAUGGUUCAUAUAAGGAUAUUCGAGUUCUAUUAAGUUCUUUACAACAAGUUUUAUGGCCUGAAGCUCAAUGGGAACCUAUAGAAAUCUCGAAAUUAAUGACAGAUAUAGAAAUCCUUAAGAAAGCAUAUAGGAAGGCAAUUAUAGUUUGUCAUCCUGAUAAGCAUCAGAAAGAAAAUGAUAACCAUAAACACAAGGUCCACAAAAUCUUCAUGGCUCUAAAUCAAGCAUAUAAAAGUGUACAAUAA
This is a messenger RNA of Cryptosporidium muris RN66, 984 nucleotides long. RefSeq names its product DnaJ domain-containing protein. The transcript has a single exon. The record is from RefSeq and is a predicted model, not a curated record. Gene Ontology annotation, cellular component: cytoplasm; intracellular membrane-bounded organelle; vesicle. Bases 1 to 984 code for a protein of 327 amino acids. Gene Ontology annotation, biological process: clathrin coat disassembly; clathrin-dependent endocytosis. Lineage: Eukaryota; Apicomplexa; Conoidasida; Eucoccidiorida; Cryptosporidiidae. Gene Ontology annotation, molecular function: clathrin binding.